UGUAAGAUAUUCAAAAUGGCUUCUCAAAGUGUAGUUUUUGUAGCAGUUUGUAUCUCUUUGAUCUCCCUUACUGGUGGUGGUAAUAAGAAUGCAAUACCAUCUUUGAAGAUAUUCGUAGUAGGAAGGACUGGAUCUGGUAAAUCUACUCUAAUUAAUGGACUUUUUGGAAGUGAAAAGGCUGAAGUUGGGGAUGGCUUGGAUGCUCAAACAAAAGAUAUUGAAUGUUUUGUGGAACUUUAUCAUUCAGAAGGAUCAGAAACGCAACAAAAAUUCAAAGUUACCAUUUGUGAUUCUCCAGGAUUUCGAGAUCCUACUUUUAGUAACAGUGAUGAAGAGUAUGCAAGAAUGCUGCAAGCAUGUGUACCCAAAGAUCCUGACCUUGUAUUGUUUGUUGUGUCUAUGGAAGAAACACGUUGGACUAGAGAUCAAAUUGAAACCGUCACUCAAGUUAAUAAAGUAUUAGGCAAAGAGAUUUGGAAAAAUACUCUUCUUGUACUGACGUUUGCAAAUAAAGUUAAUGAUGUUGAAAAGAAAAAUGAAUUUUUAAAGAAGUUUGUUCAGUCACUUGACAAAAUAGGAGUAAAUACUGAUAACAUGUCAGUAGCUUUAGCUGGUCACUUAUCGAAAGGUGAAGGAGAUCAUUUGCCAAAGCAUGGAAUUAAAUAUUGGUAUACAGAGCUCUUAAUCAAGGGUGUAAAACGAGUAAAAACGAAAGGUCUAGAUGCAUUAAUGCUUCUCAUUUUAAAAAAUAAAGAUAACGUUACACUUACAGAUAAAAAUAAAGCAAUUCUUUGUAAUAUUUUCAACAACAGAGCAUCUAGGGCAGUUUUUGCAACAGUACUUUUUGCAACAGCAGCAAUAAUGUCACCAUUUGGAUUUUUGGUUACUGGUCUUGUUAGUACUGGAGCUGCUGCAGCUGGAUAUUGGAGUACCACUACUCUGGAUGAAUUUUGCAGUGAAUACGACUCACAUGAUGAAUUAUGAAUACUAAAUAAAAUUUUUGUAGAU
Molecule: messenger RNA, 1008 nt
Organism: Amphimedon queenslandica
Lineage: Eukaryota; Metazoa; Porifera; Demospongiae; Haplosclerida; Niphatidae
Product: translocase of chloroplast 33, chloroplastic-like
Exons: 2
Coding region: 16-984 (322 amino acids)
Molecular function (GO): GTP binding
Source: RefSeq, a predicted model, not a curated record